AGUACCUAGCAAGAGGGAAAAGAUCGGUAGAUUUUCAAAAUGAUCAAAUGAAAUUACCCUCCGAAAAUUCUCUGAUUAGCGCGCCAAAAUUGCAACAUCUCAUCCUCCGCCAUUAAAAUUUCUCUAUCUCCUCUUUCUCUCUGUGUCCGAAAUGGCCGAUAUCGAACCUCCAUCUUUCUCUCUCGGUUUUGACAUCGAACCCGAACCCCAAAUACCCACUCGACAGCAUCAAAACUCCACUUUCAAUCCAGCUCCAGAUGUUGAGGAAGAAGAUGAUUUAGGAUCUCGAGUUGUGGAUGAUUCCGGUCUUCAGGUUAUCGAUUCGGAUCCUGAAUCUGGGUCCGGUUCGCCCCUUAUAUUCAAGCGCCUGAGACGAGGACCUGCGAGAGUGAAAAGGAAAGACGAACAAACUGUUUUUGGUGAUACUUGUGAUGAUGACAUUGAAGACUUCUCUUCGCAGGAAGAUUUUAUUAGAGAUGCACGUCCAUCAACACAGCACGAUUUUGUACAUAGUAGCUCAAAGGUUCCACUGCAUGGCUGUGGGGUUUUAACUGCUCAAUCAUCAAACCAGUUAAAGAAAAGGAAAAUAGGACAGGCUUCAGAUCCUCCAUCAUCUUCCUGUUUAGGGACAAGCCAGAAUGGGUUGAUAUUUCCAAAGUUAACCGUUAGCCCUCUUCGAAGGUUUCAGUUAAUUGAUUCUGAUUCUGAUUCUGAAGACCUUCCUGUGAAUAAAGAUGUAAGCAGAAAGACUCCAAGAACUGAUUCAUUCUUGAAGGAUCAGCAGCGUCCACCAAGUGAACAAAAGAGAAAUCCAUCAUUAGAGAAGCAUCAAAAUGAUGAUCUGUGGAAAGAUUUCUGUCCAAUAAAGAGUUUUCACAUUCCAACUCCUGUUCUGGAUGAGGUCUGUGAAGAAUAUUUCCAGUCCCUUCGAGAUAAUAAUGCAGCUCAGACAUUGGGGAGUAGUCUAUAUAAAGGUGACAGUGUGGGCUGUCAUCAGGGCACAAAUAGUAUCACUGACUUUGAGCAAGACUGCAAUGUGGCUGGUUCUCUUCCUCCAGCUCAUCAUUAUUUCUUCCAUAACGACCCAAGGAUUCAGAGACUAGUUCGCAAUCGCUUACCCAACUUUUCUCCCCUGGGCGUUGGUAACAAAGAAAACCAGCAGCCUAGUGAAUCAGUUAUUAAUUACAUGAGUCAAUUCAAUGGAGAAGCUAAUAAGCAGGGGCAGCAUCGGAGAAACAACAAAGAAAAAGGCUCAACAAGGGGAAGAAAUAAAUCAAAGAAAUCAAAUGCCAAAGAAGUCACCCAUACUUCUCAAAGCUGGGUAGACCCCAGAAGCAGUGGUACCAUUCCCAAGGAUGCUGGGAAAAGACGUGUUCAUGCAACUGGUCAAGCUGCUGGUCGCUGGUUUACAUCUUCUGAGGGGAAAAAGGUUUAUGUCUCGAAAAAUGGGCAAGAAUUGACAGGUCAAAUUGCCUACAGAAAUUACAGAAAGGAUAGUGGAGGGUUUAGAAAGUCCAAAAAGAAAACUAAUGUCAAGAGGAAGAAAGGCUGAAGAACUGUCCGACAUACAAGCCAUACAAAUUCAUCCCUUUUUUUUUUCUUCAUGGCGAUGUUUGUGCCAUUUCUUUUUUGAUAAAUGUAGAUUUCAACUUCAAUGUAGUUCAUCUUUGGCAUAGACUUGUCCAACGAAAUAUGCAUUCACCGUUUAGGAAGAAUUUCAAGAUACAAGUUCAGCCGUAGUUCGUCUAA
This is a messenger RNA of Jatropha curcas, 1749 nucleotides long. Its product is annotated as Rho GTPase-activating protein. NCBI's taxonomy places the organism in Eukaryota, Viridiplantae, Streptophyta, Magnoliopsida, Malpighiales, Euphorbiaceae. The record is from RefSeq and is a predicted model, not a curated record.